Molecule: messenger RNA, 5625 nt
Organism: Kockovaella imperatae
Lineage: Eukaryota; Fungi; Basidiomycota; Tremellomycetes; Tremellales; Cuniculitremaceae
Product: nucleoporin Nup186/Nup192/Nup205
Exons: 9
Coding region: 1-5625 (1874 amino acids)
Biological process (GO): nuclear pore organization
Cellular component (GO): nuclear pore; nuclear pore inner ring
Molecular function (GO): structural constituent of nuclear pore
Source: RefSeq, a predicted model, not a curated record
AUGUCGCUUGCCGCUCCUCAGUUUGAGCAUGACCUCUUCGAGAAGCUCGAGAACCUGCUCACUCGGAUAUCGACACAACCGACCACUUCGACCAUUCGUCGGUUCUCGGCUCAACUGGAGGAUGCGGCACCGUGGAUCUCCAGCCUGACUCGACUGCCCGAGCCAAGUGAGGAAGACAGGCAAUCUUUGAAAAAGGAGGGCCUGACAUUACAAGAUGGAUCCAAUCUCAAAAUCAACGGCGAGUUACUCGCACUCACCAACAACGCCUCUUCGCUCCUAUCCGUCUCACACACUUUGGCAGCUUCGCUCGUCAGUCAGGCAUUACAGCUACGCAAUCACUAUGUCUCUCGCUCCAUUCUUGAAAUUUCGACUUACAUCCUGCACAACUUCCUCACAAGCAUGCUCUCUUUCCUUCACGAGCUAUUUCGCCUGACUAUCGGACCUGGAGCCGAGGAUAGUCCCCCGUUCGAUACCUUCAGGGAACGUAUACAACAGCUCUUAACCAGUCGUGUGGCUCUCAAGUCGGGAGAAGGGUCGCUUGUCGAUUUGAUACUGGAGCAAGUGGAUGCUCUGCAGAGGAAUUUAGAGACUUUGACUCAACAGCGAGCAACGGGACAAGAAUACGACUUGCUGGUCUACAGAGUCAAUGCCACUCGAGUCGAGCAGAAUAAGCUUGCCGGUCUCCUGAGCGUCAUUGCGCAAGGUGGAAUGCUGGGCAGAGGUCACGUCAUCAAAAUCCUCAAGUGGUUGAAGAACUGCAAUCGGAUGGAUAGCGUCGCAGGUACAAUUUUUGCAGUCUUUCUUUGCGCCUCUACACCUAUCGAUCAUAUCCCAGAUAAUGAUCCACGGUACGAUAUGAUUCUAGACCGAUGUCGAGAUAUCAAAUUUCUCAAGAUUGCCUCGAAUUUGGUCUUUGUCGAGAACUGGACAUUACCUCGGUUGCGCGAAGCUGCCAAACUCCCAUGGGCACUGUUCAUCCUAUCCACUCUGAGGCAGGACCCAAUGGCAGCUCAAGUUGGAAUCGAUCCUCCGACUGCUGAUCAAUUCCUGUACGACGGAGUCAACGGAGAAGCCUUUCAAGGUCUGCGUGCGAGGAUUCUCGACAUUCGCAGGGACCGGAAUCUAGACGUGGAGGAUCCAGUCACCAGUGUGGACGUUCUCGCUCAUAUGGCUAGCAAGAGCGACAGCGAGAAUGAUGAAUUUUACCUCGAACAGGUUCAGAUCCUGAUUCAACUCCUUGCCGCGAAGAAAAAUCUUGUCAGAAAUCUUCGGAAUCGCGAGGAGGACCUCGCCAUCAGACGGUCAGGUACAGCUCCAGCAAAUUAUCAAUCCUUCCUCUCACUCGUCGCAUCAGUGUACGGUACCCUUCCACCGGAUAGCGCAGUGACACUAUGGGACGAUCUUUCUUUCAUCGGCACGGUUCUCGAUCAGCGUGGCAAUUCUACACCUGCAUUCUGGGACAUGCUAGCUGCCAUCUCUCGUGGCAAGGCAUGUUCAGGUCGGGCACAUGAUCGCAUGAGCGAUAGCAGAUGGUCUUGGGCUGGUCUGUCCAAGUUUUAUCAAUACUAUUGGGAUCUAUUACCGCACAUCUUCGAACCUAUCAAGACCAACCGGACGCCAUCCCUCGAGCUCAUGGGUCACGAUGACAUUGCGCUCUGUGAGGGCUGGACGAAACUCAUCAUUGUCAUUGUCCAGUGGUCUCCUCUAGCUCGCACAACUCUUCUACAGUCAAAGCCAAAUCCUUUGUCCAUUCUGUUCGACUUUAUGAACUGUGAAUUACCGCUGGAUGUCAAAACAGCCAUCCUCAAGGCUAUCACCGCGUUCAUCACUCCUGGUGAAGCAGAGGACGCUGGCAAAGCCGUCGAAUUCUAUGAGCGAAUCACCUACGCCGACCCAGGCCUCGACACGAAGCAUCUCGAACCCAACAAGAUUCCUGCGCCCAUCGGCUGGCUCGCAAAGAUGGAAUAUGCCGAAAUCGAGGUCGGGAUAUAUCCUCUGACAACGGCGUAUCUCGACUUCUUGACGACCUUGUUAUCUGCCGGUUCGAGUCCGAGGCUCCGUGCGACCCUGCGGCGGAGCAUAUACUAUGUCAUUGACAGGGUGCUCUUGCAGGCACGGCCGCUGAGUCGAGAGAGUGAACGAUGGGACAUCCUGGAUUCCGCUAUAGCCCUGCUGGAGAAGGCCGUGCUGAGAUUUGAUAUGAGCAGUCUGUCUGGACGACAACUCGGCCCAGCCGCUGAAGCCUUAUGGGAAGAGCCGGGCUUUGUGGUCAUGCUGCGUCUUCUCAGCGAACCUGGACCUUCCAAUGUGCUCUCGCAUAUCGUUGACACGGCGUCCAUCACUCCCCGAUCUCCAAUCAUGACCUCGGUCUUGCUCCGCACUCUUCGGAUGUACCAUCGGAUCCUGGACACUCAGCUGGUCUUCUCGGAGGUGCUCAUCCGGACACUAUCCGACCGCCAUGCUUUCCGUCGACCACUCAACCUCGUCUCAUUCGAUCACAUCCUCCUUACCCACCUUUCCAAUGUCAAUGCCAUUGCGCUGCUCGUGGGCGACGAUGGCUCCUCCGUCUCUUUCAUCGCUACGAAGCUCAUGCUUGCUUUGGCGUCAUCCCGCCUGUUUGGAGAAUCCGAUCGAUUCCUAGGAGAAUACGCUCAUCCGAUCAACCGUCUUGCUGGAAUUGUGGAUGCUUCAGACGAUUCCAUCAGGAUCAGUCAAGGAUUCUGUAAUCGCUUGGACGCGGAUGGUUCAGAAGUCUCCCCUGAGGAGCUGCAAUCCACUUCGGAUGCCGCGCUUCGAGGUGACAUUUCUCCAGAAUCCAUCGCCCACUUACCUUUAGCAAUUCGGUCGACCAUUCUCGACCUCCUCCUCGAAAACACGUCCCUGGACAUCACAGGACCGAACGUCGCCCACUUCCUCCUAGGUUACGAGUUCAAAGGACAUGAUUUCGUCCUUCAGGAUCCGAGCGAUCCCAAUUCUCGCCUCUCUUGUCUUCAGGUGAUACUUGAUCAAAUGAGUGGUGAUCCACUGGUCUCUAUCCACCCGGUCCUCGCAGCCAAGUCGGCACGUCUGAUGCAUCAGCUCUUCUCCCAUCCAAUCACUUCUCAAACAACCAUCUCCUUCGCAUCUCUGAAGGGCUACUCGACUAUUCAGCUCGCCUCCCUUCCACGAAAGUGUCCAUCUGCUCUGUCCCUGGAUGAGCAUGGCGCGGGAACCGUCAACGGGGAAGCCACUACUUCAAGUACAUUGGAAGCCUUCCUCGAGUUGCAGCGAGACGUCCUGUCUUGUGUUGCGCUUGAAACACAUACCUUUGGAGGGCGUGGGUCUUCUUCCUCGGCUAUCGCCAAUCUCCUAUUCAAUUUCAUCGACGAUGACUACGGUCAGCGUCCGCCUCUGAUCAUUGACUUACUGGGCAAUAUUGAUAUCGAAUGGGAGGAGGCCGGGUCCAACGAGGAUCGGCCUCUGGAAUUCUAUGGCUCAUUCGACUUUCAACCGUAUAAACGGACUGAUGCGGACUGGUGGGACCUCGAAGCUUUGAGGCCUGCUCUCGUGGCUCAUCGUCGCAAUUUGGAGAAACGAGGUGCUAUCGGUGGCUCCAAGGGAAUGGAAGAAGAGGCAGAUCAUCUGCUCUCUCGUCUCGCUGCUCUGAAUCGCAAGACGGAUAUCAAUCUCGCGAAAGGAUCUUUCCUCACCGCUUGGAGCGAAACACUAAAAGUGGCUCUCGGUCAACUCUUCUCCCACAUUUCAGACGACCGUCAGGAAGUCGUACUCAUCGAGCUACUGGAUGCGCUUCUGGAUCGCUUGAGCGGGGACGUCUCGCCUGGCGUUUUGGACAUCUUGGCAGAGUCCCUCCUGAUCAGCAUGAGCCGGCUCGUAGAGGUCAUGGCGGAAUACGAAGGUGUCAACCUACCCGUCAAGCAACUGUCACCGAGCUUUGCACGACUCGUCCAGGUCGUUUCCAGACCUGGCAUGACUGAGUCUUGUCGGGGCAAUCUGUAUGCCGCGAUGAACCAGUAUCUCUCCCUUCAACUUCCCUCGACUAGCGAUGACGGCGCAUCUGUCGUCUCCUCCGCCACGACCUUGCUUCCUGGAACCGAAUUCCAUCAGACAAAUCUUGUUAUCAUCACGGCGCACCGCGAGAGAUUGUUCCCAGUCCUAUGCAGGGACGCGAUGGACGUAAGAGACGUGUGGAAGACGGAGUGCUUUGCUUUGCUUGGCGUUAUCGUCGCUGCGUGCAGGAACGAUAGAGAGAGACAGGCCAUCUCUCCUCUGUCACAGAACGGUUUCCUCUCUUCGUUUGUCAGGAGUCUGAAGGAUCAAGAGAUCCCUCUGCAAGAGUGUCUGAACAAGGACGCAGACUCCCUACACGCUUACUGGGUCUAUGAAUCUAAGAUCACUUUCCUCUUGGCUUACGCUUCGACUCGUAAAGGUGCCGAGGACUUACUCGACGCUGGUCUGUUCGAAGUGCUAGCCAUGUGCAACUUUUUCGCCGUGGAGAUGAUCAAUGAGGAGACAACUGCGAAGGACUCAGAGGCCAUCACGCGUCAGCAUCGAGUGGUGAUUGCUGCUUUGCAGCUGGUGGCUCGGACUCUCUCAAGUCUACACCGUUCAGCGAGGUCUGGAGCAGGACAUGCCAUCAGCUUCCUCUACGCUCAUCGGAACGCCAUCCUGUUCCUGCUUCGGGAGAAUCAACAGAAUAUUCACUUGCUGGGGAUUGAAGAGUGCCGAUUGAUUAUUUCGCUCCUAGCUUUGGUGUAUCACAAAGUCCCCGAGGACGCCAAGCGCUCUGACACAGGAUUUGGUCUAUUCCACUCUGCUACUCUGGCAGUUGCUGCAAGGUUCUUUAAUCCCGAGUCGUGGCAGAAGAACCUGGCCGAUGAUAGUGAUCAAGGCGUGCAGGAAGGUGCGCCAAAGAGCUUGAAGCGGACCGUUGAUGCCAUAGCCCAACCUCAAGUCUUAAAUCUCAAUCAAGUGAUACUCUCAUACCUCGUCACUGCUACGGGUGGUCUGAAAGGGCAAUCCGGAUAUCCUGUGCUCGUCAACGCUGGGAUCAGAACGGAUCAAAACAAGUACACAGCAUCUGCGCCUUCGAUGGACACGCUCAUUGAGAUGCUUUCGGAUCUCGCUGAAGCUACUGAGGAUAUCUCUGCCGAGUAUCAAACCAUUAUCGAGUUGCUCGAUGAUGGCGGAUCGUUGGAUGAUCGCGUAAUUGAGCGACUAUCGGGUGCAGGUUUGCUCAAUGGACCUUGGACAGAGGACUCACUGCCGCUAGCUCUGACGAGUCAGACUCGGAUCCUAUUCAAUAUGAUCGAGUCCAUCCUCCUUCUCCUGUGGCGUCACCUUUUAUUCUACGCCAAUGACGCGAGAUCGACAACGGACGCAGUCAGAGCUGAUAACCUUGCAAUUUCGCUGAGCGGUUCCCUGACUAGCGGACUAGAGGGAUCAAGGUUGGCUCAAGGGAUGAUACAGAGUCUCGUUAGAUCCGCAGCGUCCCUAAGGGGAGUUCUAGAUAGGUUAUCAGAGAUAGACGUGCAACCAGAACUUCGUAAGGGUAAAAGCGAGGAUGCCUACUUUGGCAUGUUGAUGAGACGGCUGAAGGAGUUGACGUCGGGUUUGAUGGCUGCUUGA